CGGGGGCCAAGCUCCAGGCUGGGGGGGUCCCGAGCUGCGUGUUUCUCAUCGCCCCCCCCGUGCAGCCCCCCUUGUUGUGAGGCCAGCGGCAGCGCCAUGAGGGAGAAUUUCGACGCCCUGCUGGCCCUGGGUGUUCCCAUCGCCAAACCGGAGCCGGUGCCGCAGGCGGAGGAGCCGUGUGCCGGGGUGCAGCUGGAGGAUGGCGAGGCACCGGGCUGCGCCGGCUCAGCGAGGCUGCUGGUGCCCAAGGAGGAGGCGCUGCCGGAGGGCGAUGCCGAUGGCGGCGGUGGCACGGGAGCCGGGCAGGGGCCGGAGCUGGGCUGCUCAGAGGACUGGCUGGUCCGGAAGGUGAAGGUGGAGGACGAGGAUGAGGAAUGGGCGGCCGGGCUGGGCGCCGAGGCCCUGCUGGCGGGGCAGCCCCCGGGCAGCGCCUGCAAGCCGGAGCCGAUGGAGGAGCCGGAGCUGCCGGAGGAGCCGGGGGAGCUGGGCUACGGCACGCUGCCCGCCUUCACGUGGCCGCUGCUGGGCGAGGGCCCGGCCGGCGCCUGCCAACACUGCUGCUGCGCGGCGCAGUGCGGGCAGUGCGUGCCCCCGGCCCCGGCCCCGCCGCGGCCCUUCGCCUGCGCGCAGUGCGGGAAGGGCUUCGGCAAGAAGGCGCACCUGACGCGGCACCUGCGGGUGCACACGGGCGAGCGGCCCUACCCCUGCGCGCAGUGCGGCCGCCGCUUCCGGCAGAAGAUCCACCUGCGCUCUCACCAGAAGACGCACACGGGCGAGCGGCCGUUCCCCUGCUCCGAGUGCGGGCGCCGCUUCCGCAAGAAGACGCACCUGGUGCGGCACCUGCGCACCCACACGGGCGAGCGGCCCUUCGCCUGCGGGCGCUGCGGCCGCGGCUUCGCCCACAAGCAGCACCUGCUGCGGCACCAGCGCCUGCACGCCGAGCCGCCCGCCGAGGCCGAGCCGCCCGCCGACGAGAAGCCCUUCCCCUGCCCCGAGUGCGGGAAGAGCUUCAGCUGGAAGAAGAACCUGACGUCGCACCGCCGGCUGCACGUGGAGGGGCGGCCCUUCGCCUGCGCCGAGUGCGGCCGCGGCUUCAGCGACAAGCGGCACCUGACGGCGCACCUGCGCGGGCACAUGGGGCUGAAGCCGUACGCCUGCCCGCACUGCGACAAGACCUUCAGCCACAAGCCCAACCUGGCCACGCACCAGCGCACUCACACGGGCGAGCGGCCCUUCGCCUGCCCCGACUGCGGCCGCGGCUUCGCCCACAACCAGCACCUGCUGCGGCACCUGCGCGUGCACACGGGCGAGCGGCCCUUCGCCUGCCCGCAGUGCGGGCGCUGCUUCAGCUCCCGGCCCAACCUCAUCGCCCACACCAAGGCGCACGCCGGCGCGCGCCCCUUCACCUGCGAGCAGUGCGGCCGCGGCUUCAGCCGCAAGUCCCACCUGGCGCGGCACCAGGCGGUGCACACGGGCACGCGGCCCUACGGCUGCUCCCAGUGCGCCAAGCGCUUCAGCUCCAAGACCAACCUGGUGCGGCACCAGGCCGUGCACACCGGCCACCGGCCCUACAUCUGCACCCAGUGCGGCAAGAGCUUCAGCCGCAAAACCCACCUGCUGCGCCACGAGCGCACCCACGCCACCGCGCCUGCCCCGCAGCAGGGCUGGGUGGCACCGGCGCCGGCCCCCGCCGCGCUCUGCCCAUGAGCGCCCUUGGUGCCACGCUCAGCAUCCUGCACCGGCACCACGGGUGGGUGAAGGAUCUGGCGGCUCCGGCGUGGGAUGGGUGCUGUUGGUACUGCUGCCCACUGCGGUCACCAGGAGCUGUGUUGCAUCGUGGCACGGGCGAGGAC
This is a messenger RNA of Numida meleagris (helmeted guineafowl), 1853 nucleotides long. It is a transcript of the gene ZNF467, whose product is annotated as zinc finger protein 467. Gene Ontology annotation, biological process: regulation of transcription by RNA polymerase II. Gene Ontology annotation, molecular function: DNA-binding transcription factor activity, RNA polymerase II-specific; RNA polymerase II cis-regulatory region sequence-specific DNA binding. Bases 97 to 1707 code for a protein of 536 amino acids. NCBI's taxonomy places the organism in Eukaryota, Metazoa, Chordata, Aves, Galliformes, Numididae. The transcript has 4 exons. The record is from RefSeq and is a predicted model, not a curated record. Gene Ontology annotation, cellular component: nucleus.